Messenger RNA from Aspergillus niger, 2316 nucleotides. RefSeq lists its product as uncharacterized. The transcript has 6 exons. NCBI's taxonomy places the organism in Eukaryota, Fungi, Ascomycota, Eurotiomycetes, Eurotiales, Aspergillaceae. Bases 1 to 2316 code for a protein of 771 amino acids. The record is from RefSeq and is a predicted model, not a curated record. Gene Ontology annotation, biological process: signal transduction; regulation of GTPase activity. Gene Ontology annotation, cellular component: cytoplasm.
AUGAGGGGCGGCGCAAUCUGGUAUGUGUGUGAACUAUCGCCCCGACAUAUCCUUGCAGAAAAGCAACAACCCCCUUCUUCAACUGUGCUCCGCGAGUCCACCAUAUCCGGAAAUAUUGGCCAAGGCUGGUCCGGUUCCAAUCAUUUCCUUAUCAGAAUUCAUACACCUACUCAAAUAUCGGGUAUUCGCAUUUCUUUUGCCAAGGGAGCGCUAGGAUAUUUAUGCUCCCCGAGACCAAUUCUGCGUGGCUCUCUAUUUGAAAAGGACUAUUCAGGGUCACCUGCUGACCCGCGAUUGACACUUACGAUGCCAUCGAGACAGUCCACUGUUCCGAAUUUAGAUCUAAGCACUUCCACUCUGCAGGCGGAUGCGAAGAUCUCGUCUCCACUGACGCCCGGUGCCCAAAGCUCCGAGGGGCCAAGUCCCCUGACACCCCGUUCCCCCAAGUCAUCAUCGAGCUCGCCCUUUUUCAAAGGAGCCACUAUCAGACCCGUCACACAAGAUUCGAACAGCAAGUCGAGUAGCCCUACAUUCCCAGCGGCCUCUCCGGGUAUUGCUCCUGCGGAACCAGCUACUCCGGGUAUCACGGCUAUACCCCAGUAUCCUCCUUCCCCGAAAGACACCCCUAAGCACACGCGUGAUCAGUCACGCUCUUUCUUUGCGAACCUCAAAGCACCAAAGUCAUCACAUAGGGCCCAACGGUCGGAUAGCUCAGGGAAUUCGGGCGAAAAGCCCAAGAGCCGCGGCAGUUCCAGGGACCGCAAAACCCAGAUCUCAACGAAAUUUUACGAAUCGACUCCUGAUCUGCCAGGUGCUAUUGAGCGAGCAGCUCAAGAAGAGAGUCGUGGUGACCGCGCUGAGGAGAAGUGUCCCCAACCAACAGAGGUGAAGAAAGUGGGCACGGAAUCGGAGGCCUUCAACCUAGCCAAGAAGAAUAAGCCGCGCUUCGCAAAUCUCCUCUCUCGCUCCCGCUCGAUCAGGUUGGACGACUCCUCUAUGAACAGGAUAGCAAAUCGGCGCCCAUCUACCAGCCUGAUGAGGCUCGAAGAAAACACCCGCAGGGAGGUGCAAGAGCCCCCGAAGUCUGCCUCACGUCAUGAGCGCGGAAUCAAAACAGCGGGGAAUCCUACGGCUCGCAGUUAUACCGCCGACCGUCCCACGGAAUAUCACAACGGUCACAUGCGUAAAGAUAAAUACUAUGCGGGAUCGAUGGUUCCCUCCGCCUCACUAAGUCAGGUGUCAGGCGCAUCUGCUGCGCUAUUCAAUAACCUCAAACAAUCAUCAAGUGGUGCCGCUGACCGCAUCGGCAAGGCUGGGAAGGGUUUCUUCGGCAAGAUUACCAGAAGCGGGAGCACGAAUGAGCGGGAGCUCGUGAAUGACGACAAUUAUGUUUGCUCAGUCAUCAAUCUGCCACUGAUACAGCAGGCAAGACGGACUCGUAUCGCAAAGCGACUUGAAGAUUGUCGAGACAAAACCGAGUUCUGGAUGCCUGCUCUACCUUACCGCUGCGUCGACUACCUCAAUUUUAAGGGAUGUGAGGAAGAGGGACUCUACCGAGUCCCGGGAAGUGGGAAAGAGGUGAAGCAUUGGCAAAGACGUUUUGAUACAGAACUUGACAUCAACCUUUUCGAUGUGCCAGACCUUUACGAUAUCAACACUAUUGGCUCGAUGUUCAAGGCUUGGCUUCGUGAAUUGCCAGAUGAGCUCUUCCCCAAGGAGACACAAGCCUUAAUUGCUGAGAAAUGCGAGGGUGCGACGACUGCGCCACAAAUGCUGAAAGAUGAACUUUCCAAAUUGCCGCCUUAUAACUAUUACCUUCUUUUUGCCAUCACUUGCCACCUCAACCUCCUGCACUCCUAUGUCGACCAGAACAAAAUGGACUACCGCAACCUUUGCAUUUGCUUCCAGCCUUGCAUGAAAAUUGAUGCAUUCUGCUUCCACUUCCUGGUCUGCGACUGGAAGAACUGCUGGCAAGGCUGCUGGACAGAGAAAGAAUACCUUCAAAUUGAGAAGGAAUUGGAUGAAAAGGAAAAGGCGGCCCAGGAGAAGGAUGAGGCAGUCCACGAUUGUCAGCAAGUUCAACAACCUCAACAAAGCCAGCAAAGCCAGCAACCCCAGCAUCCUUAUCAAGCUCCACAGAGCGACGAAAGAGCUGUUUCUUCCGGUAGUAGCCAACUAGGACAGGAAGAAGAGCCACCGCGUCCCGAAGUACCGAAGAACCGCAAACAAAAACCAAAGAACAUUGAGACCUCACAUACGAGAAGCAUAUCACAGCUUCCCGAACUCGGGCCCCCACUGUCCCCGAUACAGAUCUAA